Messenger RNA from Ramularia collo-cygni, 1188 nucleotides. Its product is annotated as probable calcium/calmodulin dependent protein kinase. The transcript has 2 exons. Bases 1 to 1188 code for a protein of 395 amino acids. Gene Ontology annotation, biological process: cellular response to oxidative stress; protein phosphorylation. Lineage: Eukaryota; Fungi; Ascomycota; Dothideomycetes; Mycosphaerellales; Mycosphaerellaceae. The record is from RefSeq and is a predicted model, not a curated record. Gene Ontology annotation, molecular function: calcium/calmodulin-dependent protein kinase activity; calmodulin binding; ATP binding.
AUGGCCGCGCCGCAAGCUCAGGUGCAGCCUUGUCGCUACAAGACGGGCAAGACUCUAGGAGCGGGCUCCUACAGCGUCGUCAAGGAAUGCGUACACAUCGACACGGGUCGCUACUAUGCCGCCAAAGUCAUCAACAAGCGCCUCAUGGCGGGCCGCGAACACAUGGUGCGCAAUGAAAUCGCCGUGCUGAAGCGCGUGUCGAUGGGCCACCAAAACAUUCUGACGCUGGUCGAUUACUUUGAAACCAUGAAUAAUCUCUACUUGGUGACGGACCUGGCACUUGGCGGCGAGCUCUUCGAUCGUAUUUGCCGAAAAGGCUCGUACUACGAAUCCGACGCGGCUGACCUUAUACGUGCAACGCUUUCCGCCGUUGCAUACCUUCACGACCACGGUAUCGUCCACCGUGAUCUCAAACCCGAAAAUCUACUCUUCCGAACCCCCGAAGACAAUGCCGAUCUGCUCAUCGCCGACUUUGGCCUGUCCCGAAWCAUGGACGAGGAGCAAUUCCACGUUUUGACCACCACCUGCGGUACCMCCGGCUACAUGGCUCCCGAGAUUUUCAAGAAAAGCGGACACGGCAAGCCCGUGGAUGUGUGGGCGAUUGGCGUGAUAACAUAUUUCUUACUUUGCGGAUAUACCCCUUUCGACCGAGAUAGUAAUUUGGAGGAGAUGCAGGCCAUCUUGGUCGCAGACUACAGUUUCACCCCGUUGGAGUACUGGCGUGGAGUCAGUGUCACGGCUCGGCAGUUUAUUAAACGCUGCCUGACCAUUGAUCCCACCCAGCGCAUGACGGCACAUGAGGCCCUCACACACCAAUGGAUAGCAGGACCCGAGAGUGAUCGUGGCGGAGAAGAUCUGUUGCCCACCGUCAAGAAGAACUUCAAUGCACGGCGCACUCUCCACAAAGCCAUCGACACUGUUCGAGCUAUAAAUCAGCUCCGAGCGGGAGGUAUGGGCAUGAUGGAUGGCGCGUCUUCACUGAACCCCGAGCGGGUCAAACCAAAGGAUGAGGAUGUCGAUAUGGAUGACGCUUCUGGCUCAAACUCAACUGUGCGCGCCGCUGACUCCAUGGACCCGCGAGGUAAUGCAAAAGGACAGACGCAGGAACAAAUCGAGGAGCAGCAACGGCGAACGCAGCAGACAAUCGCCGGCUUGUGGCAAAAUAAGGCCCAACAACAGCCCGCAUAG